GCUGAGCAUCGCCGAGUACGUUAACCUGUCUAUGAGCUCAGUGCGCAGAUGGAGUCGGAUGUGCCGCAACCUGGGCGGAGGCCUGGGCGAGGUCGCCCUGGUGCCCAUGAGGCUCUGCCCCAAGAAGAAGGGCGACAUUCGGUGGAUCUUCGUUCGGCCAGACCGAAGCUUGGGCCCCGUCGAUCUCAAGGAUCGCUCUCGGAUCACCGUCAAGCGCCAGCCGAAUGCCACCUGCGCCCACUUCCCCGCCCUGUCCGCCGACGAGAAGACGGCGGUGAUCGAGGCGGGCACCGAGAAGCAGUUAAGUAUGGAGUUUGGCACCGCACGCUGGCGCUCAUGGUGUUCGUUGCUUGGGUGGGCUCGCAGUGCUGCGGUCGCCAUGUGGGCGACGUCAUCGUGGGGCGCUACCGGGGGCCUCAUCCUCUUCGCAUGGAGGGCGGCGCUGUACUUCCUUGCUUGUGGCUGGGCCAAGUGGGCGGUGGAGAAACUAGACGACGCGCGUGCAUUCCUGAUGGAGCUGGGCGACUUCAGGGCCUACCUCUACGACCUGUGGCAGGGCGGUCGGCUGGAGCUGCCGAUGUUGCUUCUCUCCUUCAUGAUGGCCUUCGCUCCCGUGCUCUGGAGCUGGUGCUGCCGUCGUGGAUUGCCCAGGCUCGGCGGCGCCAGCCCCCCAGGGAGCGACGUGGACAGCGAUGGGAGGGUUGGGCGUUCAGUUCACGAGUCGGACUCGGAGGCAGAGGGAAGCAAGGAAGUCUCGGAGAUGAGGAAGAUGAUGCAGGACUUGAUGGAGGAGAUGCACCGGGAUCGGCGAGACCGUGGCCGUGCAGGGGCGGAGGCCGAGGGGAGCUCAGCUCGGGGCGGGGGAGACGGCCCUCGCCGCUCAGAUGGGUCAUCCGCGUGGAGCCCAGGGUCGAGCGCGGGCAGCUGGGAGCGCAUUCCAUCGCCUGCCGACGUGGGCAUGCACGUCGACCGCAUGAUGGAUCGCCUGACCCAGUUCGAAAAGACCAUCCAGGCGGACCGUGCGACAGGAGCUCGCCGCGCGGUCGCGGGCCAGACGUCGACGGCAGCUGCGGCGGGAUCGACGGCGGCCCCGGCCAUCAACCUGGGCGAGGUCUCGGUGGAGGAGGUCGGGGUGAACCUCGGGCCGCUGCGCGAGUCUGUGCAGGGUCCAAGGGUUCGCCUGAUGGAGAACUUGGCGACGCUGAAGUCGGCCCCGACGUUCGAGUUGCCACUGGGGCUGACGGCCCGCGUCGCCCCCGACCUCUUAGUCCAGACCUUCGGCAAGUAUGGCAGCAUGGGCAAGUUCGCGACGGACUGGGUCAAGCAGAAGGGGCUCUACAAGAACCGCAUCGGCCACGAUAUGCUCUUGCACUGCAUGACCUUGGAUCGCAUGCUGGAGGCCUUUCCCGACUUCAUCGCGGCGGCUGGCUGCGAAAUCCUGCGUUCGAGGGUCUACGCGCUGAAGCGGGCGUUCAGGGGCGCGCGCGCGCUGUCCGACUGGAAGCAGCCCCGCGGCACAUGGGCCAUCAAAUGGAAGUCGAAGCAGAAGGCGCUGUUCCAGAAGUGCCUGCACAAGGCGGGCUCCGAGGGCGCCGAGGAGGGGGGGGACUGA
Messenger RNA from Prorocentrum cordatum, 1612 nucleotides. Lineage: Eukaryota; Dinophyceae; Prorocentrales; Prorocentraceae. The record is from the annotation of a GenBank genome assembly.